GCACAACCAGUCGCUUUCUUACUCCCCUUCUGAUUGGCCAGUUCAAAUUUUUACCGGUUACCUUGUUUUCUAACCGUCAUUCGUGUCAAACCCGCUAAAAAGCUACAUUUUACAAGAUUACAGCUUUGAUUCAACUCUAAAUGAUUUAAUAUCUACCAAUUAACGUUAUUUUUUGCAAUACCUUAACUGUAUCUUGAUAAUGUCUUUCCCGAAAGCAAAAAUAACCAGAUUCAAUGAUAUCACAGAUUGCACACCAUCUCCAGCCCAUUACAACCCCAAAGGAAAUAACCGUAUGGUUGGAGGUGUUAUUACUGAUAAAGAUGAUAAUGGAUCCGUUUCAUCCACUAGCUCAACUCGUUUUCGUACUCCGAAGUCUGUUAAAAAAACGAAACCAUUUGCUUCAAAAGAAUCACUGAAAACUGAAGAUUCAGAAACUUUAAAGGAAAAAAUCGUUGAAUGUGAUAAUAAAGAUGCUUACAUACAAGAAUUACUUGACCAAUUAUCCAAUUUGAAAGAAGAAACUGUUUAUUUGCAAUCACAAAAAGAUUUAAUAGCAAAAGAAGCCAAUGAUUUUAAAUUAGAACUGAAGAAAAUCACUGAAGAACAUUCAAUGUCACUUCAAGUAAUCAAAUUGUGCUUUUCCAAUGAUCAGAAGAAGUUAAAUAAUCAAAUACGUGAUUUGGCAGAUGAAUGUGAUGAGUUGAGAGAUGCUCAUGAUGAGGUUUUAAAUUGGUUUUCUUUGGAAUAUGCAAAAGUUUCCGAUAGUAGUGAAAAGAUGACUGAAUUUUUUAAUACAUCUCUUGCUAAGUAUGCUUAUAACUUAGAUGACAGCCAUAAAAAAAUUGUGGAGAAAGAAAAUGAGUUGGAGUUGUUAGAAAGUAAGUUAGAUGCAGUUAAAUAUGCCCAUAAAAUUAGUAUUGAAAAUUGUUAUCAAACACAUCAAGAGAAUAUUAAAAAUUUAGAAAUGAGAAUCAUUGAGAAAAUGAGAGAUAUUGAAUUUGAUUGUCUUGAUGAUGAAUAUGUUGAAGUUAGAGAUGAAGAGGUACAAACUGAAGAUUUAUUUGAUUUAAUGCGACCUAUAUGCGACCCGAAAAGGGUUAAAAAAGAUAAACUGUCUCAAAACUGUAUAAGUCCAAAUACACCACUAGAUGUUAAAGGUUUAUCUGAUAUUAUUCAAAAUAAAUAUAAAGAAAAGUAUGAAAAACUUGAAAAUGAAAUAAAGUUAUAUAAUAAAAAUGAGAUAAAAGCUUUAAAGGUUUCUCAAAACAUUGAAAUUGAUGCUAUUAAGUCAGAAAAUGAUGUACAUUUACAACAAAUUAAGGAAAAUUAUGAUGAAUCACUUCAUUUAGGUAGAAUUCAAGCUGAAGAAGAAUGCAAAGUUAUUGAAUUAGAUUAUAAAGUGAAAUUGGAAGCAUUACAAGAUGAGAAUGAAGCUGUUUUAAGCGAAUGUGAAAAAAUUGGGGAAUACACUAUUUCUGAAAGUGAAUUAGAAAGAGAUAAACUAAAACAGGAGGUGAAUGAAAUCAAGAAUAAAUUAAUAGAGGAACAAAAAAAUAAAGCUGAUUUUCUUGAAUAUGACAAAUUAUGUAAGGAUUACGAUUUGGCUGUUGAUCAACAUAAAUCGCUGGAAACUGACUUAUUAAACGUUUUAUUAAAGAAACAACUCCAAAUAAAUAAUUUUAAAAAUGAUCAUUUUACUUAUAAUGUUACAAUACAUAAAACUCGAGAAACUAUUGAUGCCUUAACAAAAAGAUUAAUUGAAUCAGAUAAUGAUGUAGUUCAACUUAAAAAUGAAAUUAAAGAAAUGGAAGAAAAAGCUUUAAAUUUUGAUGAAAAAAAAUUAAAACUAAAUGAUGAAUUAGAUGGUUUAACAAAACUAAAUGAUGAUUUAAAAUUACAAAAGGAAUCCACAAGUAAAUUAUAUGAAAACAAUUUGAAAGAUUUGGAAAAUAAUUUAUUACAAACCGUCGAAAUGUACAAAGAAUCAGUCGCAAAAAUGAUUUCAGAUUAUAAAAUAAAAGCAGAAACAACCGAAUAUGAUCUACAAGAAGUUGUUAAGUGUUUAUACGAACAAGAAGUUGUUAACUCUGAAGCUUAUAACUUGAUUCAUUUAGCAAAUAACGAAAUAGAAGACUUGGAAAAAAAUAAUCGCCUCUUUGAAGAUAAAAUUUGUACAUUAAGACUAGAAUUAGAACAAUCAAAAUCAAAAAUCGAUCAACUCAAAACCUCAAAAAAAGAAAUGAAAGAAAAAUUAAAAUAUGAACAACUUCAAAAUGCUCAAUUACAAGAAGAAAUUAUUAAAUCCAAACAAGAACAAGAAGAAAUUGAAACGUUACACAAACAAAUUGCUCAAUUAAAAGAAAAGAAACAAACUUAUUCAGAAUAUUGUAAAUAUUAUAGCGCAAAAGCUAAAGAUUAUGAGGUCGUUAUUAACGAAAUGAAUGAAAUCAAUCGAAGUUAUAUCGAUCAGACUCAAAAGUAUGAGAAUUUAGUUCAAAAAUGUGAAGAGAUUAAUUCGAAAAACGAUGAAUUACAAAGAAUUGCAUCUGAAAAGGAGAUUUUGAUUGGACCAUUUAAACAACAAUUGGAAAAUUAUAAAGUUGAAUGGCAAAAUUUGAUUGCGCAAAAAACGGAUGCUGAAAAUGAAGCUAGAUCUGUUGGGAUGAGAUAUGCUGAAGUGUUGGGACAUCAAAAUCAAAAGCAAAAAAUUAAAUAUAUUGUUGAUUUAAAAGAGAAACAUUUUAGUUUACUCAAGGAAAAGGAAACGAUGGAGUCGAAACUUCGCGCCCAAACGAAAACUAUUGAAAAAUUGAAAUCUGAGUUAGCAAUGGUUGGAAAAUCGCCAAAAAAGAAGAAAGUAAAAGUAAUUAUUGUGAAGGAAAGUGAAGCAAAUAAAGAGAAUAGUUUGCAUGAAAGUUUUGCAAGUCCACUUAGGGAUAGGAACAGAGAUGAAUGAAUGUGUUCUUUGAUUUAAUUAGAGGCUAGUUUAUUAUAUUUAUGGAUUAACUUAUUCUUAUUAUCUAGUGCCAAAGUUUUCAUUUAGGUUAAAAUUCGUAUAUUUCUUUUUAUUGCUAAAAUCAUUUUGUAUUAGAAUAUUUUUCAAUAAAUAAACUCAAGGGUU
This is a messenger RNA of Onthophagus taurus, 3121 nucleotides long. The record is from RefSeq and is a predicted model, not a curated record. Lineage: Eukaryota; Metazoa; Arthropoda; Insecta; Coleoptera; Scarabaeidae.